Molecule: messenger RNA, 2897 nt
Organism: Ochotona princeps (American pika)
Lineage: Eukaryota; Metazoa; Chordata; Mammalia; Lagomorpha; Ochotonidae
Gene: RASGRP3
Product: RAS guanyl releasing protein 3
Exons: 18
Coding region: 542-2611 (689 amino acids)
Biological process (GO): positive regulation of GTPase activity; Ras protein signal transduction
Cellular component (GO): plasma membrane
Molecular function (GO): calcium ion binding; guanyl-nucleotide exchange factor activity
Source: RefSeq, a predicted model, not a curated record
GCUGUUGGGUGUUUGUCACAGAGAAAAAACAAAUUGUGGAAUGCGCCAUUCUGCAUGCUAAUGAAACCAACCCAGGGGGAAGGAGAAGGUUGGGGACCGUGGGGGAAGAAUGACCCUCGGUUUCUGACCUCUUGGCACUGGGAGGUAUUUAUCAGGAGGCCCAUGUGACUGGGUUAAGACAUACAGUCCCAGCUUGGAGGAAACAGCUGCUGGCGGCGGGCUUGGCACUUGGCAGCUGGACAGUCAGGGAGCUGAUGGGAGUGAGCAGAAACACCGCAGACCGCCCCAAUUCUGAAAAUAUCAUUCAAAUUGACUAAACAAGCUCUACAAACUGCUUCCUCCAUGCAUUUGCCAAUGGUGGUAACUGUCCUUAAACUUGUUUCAGAGCUGGAAAUUUGUAUAAAAACAAUAGAAUUUUCUUGAAGUACAACUAACAACAAAGGCUACAACUCAGCAAUAACAUCACCCAUGUACAUGAUUAUGGAGAUGGUCUAUUUGAUGCUGAAAAUGUCUCUAGUUUUUUGACGGUGGCUAAACAACCAUGGGGUCAAGUGGACUUGGAAAAGCAGCAACACUAGAUGAACUGCUGAGCACAUGCAUUGAGAUGUUUGAUGAUAAUGGAGAGCUGAAUGACAGUUGCUUGCCCAGAAUAGUUCUCCUGAUGCACCGCUGGUAUUUAUCUUCCACUGAAUUGGCAGAAAAGCUUUGGUAUACGUAUCGCAAUGCCAAUGGAGAAAGCUGUGAUGAAUUUCGAUUAAAGAUCUGCUACUUUAUGAGGUACUGGAUUCUGAAGUUUCCGGCAGAGUUCAAUUUGGAUCUUGGUUUGAUUCGUAUGACUGAAGAGUUCCGAGAUGCAGCUAGUCAACUGGGAUACGAAAAACAUAUUAACCUCAUUGACAUUUCCAGCAUUCCUUCCUACGACUGGAUGAGAAGAGUCACUCAGAGGAAAAAAGUCUCCAAGAAGGGAAAAGCCUGUCUGCUAUUUGACCAUCUGGAGCCCAUUGAAUUGGCUGAGCAUCUCACUUUUCUGGAGCAUAAAUCUUUUAGAAGGAUCUCAUUCACCGAUUACCAAAGCUAUGUUAUCCAUGGCUGCCUGGAGAAUAACCCAACCUUGGAGAGAUCUAUUGCUUUGUUUAAUGGAAUCUCAAAGUGGGUCCAGUUGAUGGUUCUCAGUAAGCCAACCCCACAGCAAAGGGCAGAUGUGAUCACAAAGUUUAUCAAUGUUGCAAAGAAGCUCCUUCAACUCAAAAAUUUUAAUACCCUGAUGGCAGUGGUGGGAGGCCUCAGCCAUAGCUCCAUUUCACGUCUCAAGGAGACCCAUUCUCACCUUUCUUCAGAAGUUACAAAGAACUGGAAUGAAAUGACAGAGUUGGUCUCCUCCAAUGGUAAUUACUGCAAUUACCGCAAGGCCUUUGCUGACUGUGAUGGCUUCAAAAUCCCCAUCCUUGGAGUACACUUGAAAGAUUUGAUAGCCGUCCAUGUCAUUUUCCCAGACUGGAUGGAGGAGAACAAAGUGAACAUUGUGAAAAUGCACCAGCUGUCCGUUACCCUGAGUGAACUGGUGUCCUUGCAGAAUGCCUCUCACCAUUUGGAACCCAACAUGGAUUUGAUCAACCUGCUUACGCUCUCUCUGGACCUCUAUCACACAGAAGAUGAUAUUUAUAAACUCUCACUGAUGCUGGAGCCUAGAAAUUCAAAAUCGCAGCCUACCUCCCCGACUACACCCAACAAGCCUGUGGUACCCCUGGAGUGGGCAUCAGGGGUGAUGCCAAAGCCAGACCCCACAAUCAUCAACAAGCACAUAAGGAAAUUAGUUGAGUCUGUAUUUAGAAACUACGACCAUGACCAUGAUGGGUACAUCUCCCAAGAGGACUUUGAAAGUAUAGCAGCCAAUUUUCCCUUUUUGGAUUCCUUCUGUGUGCUGGAUAAAGAUCAAGAUGGUUUAAUUAGUAAAGAUGAAAUGAUGGCUUAUUUCCUAAGAGCUAAAUCCCAGCUCCACUGUAAAAUGGGACCAGGAUUUGUCCAUAAUUUUCAGGAGAUGACCUAUCUGAAGCCGACCUUCUGCGAACACUGUGCAGGAUUUCUCUGGGGCAUAAUCAAGCAAGGAUACAAAUGCAAAGACUGUGGAGCCAAUUGUCACAAACAGUGCAAAGACCUCCUUGUUCUGGCCUGCAGAAGAUUUGCCCGGGCACCCUCCUUGGGAAGUAGUCAUGGAUCACUGCCUGGAAGCCCUUCACUACCCCCAGUGCAAGAUGAUGUAUUUGAAUUUCCUGGUGUUGCUACUGGACAUCGAGACCUAGAGGACAGCAGAGCCAUCACACUAGUCACAGGCUCUUCCCGCAAGAUCUCUGUGAGGCUGCAACGGGCCACUACCAGUCAGGCCACCCAAACUGAACCUGUUUGGUCAGAGGCAGGCUGGGGAGAUUCGGGGUCCCACACCUUUCCCAAAAUGAAAUCCAAGUUCCAUGACAAAGCCACAAAGGACAAAGGUUUUGCCAAAUGGGAAAAUGAGAAGCCCAGGGUACAGGCUGGUGUGGAUGUUGUCGACCGGGGUACCGACUUUGAACUUGACCAGGAUGAAGAGACCAGACAGGAUGGCGAGGAUGGCUGACGUCUGGCUGAGCAGAAUGAGGGUAAUAAUGUUGGAGUAACAUGAGAAUCUUUGAAAGACAUCUGACUCUCAGCAAGUUCUCAGGAGAAGUGUGUGGACACUCAUUGCCUUGUGACAUUGUGACAUCUCCAUGGUUGGACCACAGGAUGGAGGACCAACCCUAACUAUGAACUAUUUAUUUCUUCAUUCCCUGUCCCUAGUUAGGAGUCAUGAAGACUGGUAUAUGUAGUCCAUAGUUUCCUCAUGCAUCUUUUUCUAGAACCAAUUAUAUACGGGUGAAAUGAAA